This is a messenger RNA of Corylus avellana, 1792 nucleotides long. Lineage: Eukaryota; Viridiplantae; Streptophyta; Magnoliopsida; Fagales; Betulaceae. The record is from RefSeq and is a predicted model, not a curated record.
UUUUUUAACUUCAAAUACUUUUAAACGGCUUAAGAAGUUAGUUUGCAUAUGAGUAUUUGCUUAACCUGGCUAGUCAAGUAUGGAGCCUGAGUCAAUACAGCAAGGCAUUUGGUUUCAAAGAGAGAGGAUAUGCAUCAUUUUAUAGAUAAGCAAACUUGGAGAUUGAUGUUUUCUUAACAAUGUGGGAUAAGUUAACAGGUUGCAUUCAGACUGCAUUGGGACAACGCCCCCUACAAAAAAAUAUUUUUUGAACGUCUCUCUCAAUCCCCCUCACCAGUAACAACGGAUCUUCCACCUGAACUCUCAUUUCCCACUCUCUCACCCUUGCUCACCAGACAGGGUUUUGCCCGCUCGUCUGGAUCGCGAAACAAGAAUGGUAAAACUAUUUCCUUCUUUUGGUCGUUGCUUGCAAAGGCUUUUCUGUUAUGGUAGUGAUAAUCCAUGGAACCCUUUGAAGGGUUUACCACUUGUGCACAGACUUUCCUCCUCCAUCCCUAGACAAACCCUUGUUGGUAGACGUACUGCCAGAAAUCGUGUGUUAUCAUACUCUCCAUGGCCCUUGGGUUCACAACGAUGUUUCAGUCAUAAUAAUACUAGUGAAGAUGAAGAUGGUAUCUCAUCGUCCCCAUGUCUGAUGACUGCUUGGUCUGGGCCUCAACAAUUGAAUAAGUUGGCGGUUGCAGGCCAGAAGAUUGUAACCCUCGAUUAUCCAAAGGAUGUAGCAUUUGAUGAGAUUCUGGGAUCAUCUUCACCAGGUUGGAUUGCCGUUACCAAUGCUUUUGACGGUGAUAUUGUACUUACGAAUCCCUUCACUGAAAAAAUUGGUAAGGUCUAUCAGGCUACUCCUCCUCCAGUUGUUAGGCUUCCACCUACGAGUACAAUGCCUCAAAUGGACAUAAUCAUAGAGCAUUGGAGAAGAGACUGUAUAGAGAAUGAGUUACGAAUAGAAAUAAGCUACGAUCAUUUCAUAUCUAACAUCGUUUGGUCAUCAAACCCCAUGUCCCCCGAUUGCACCGUGAUGGUUGUAUAUGGUCCAGAUAGGGAUGUUGCAUUCUGUAGACCUAGAGACAAGUCGUGGAGUGAUGCCUGCUUGGACUUGGAAUAUCGAGAUAGUUAUACGAAAUUACUAGUGUAUUCCACCAAGAGCAAAUUGUUUUAUGCCCAAAGGUUCGACGGAGGAACAUUUGAAGGUUGGGAUCUCCAACAAGCUUCUUGUCCUAAGAUGAUUCAUCGUCUUGAUCAUACUAAUUAUAAAUUUUAUCCGCCAACUCGAAAAUUCGAGUACUUGGUGGAAUCCUUGGGAGAUAUUCUUCUGGUUGCCAGGUAUUUAGGUCCGCCUACUCAGCCCCCUUCAAAGACACAUAGAUUUGAUGUUUUCAAACUUGAUUUCCAACAGCAAACAAUGGAGCGUGUGGAGUGCCUUGGUGAUCGUGUCUUGUUUGUAUGUAUGAAACACUCAUUUUCUGUCUCGGCCCAAGACUUCCCAGAGUUAAAUCCUAAUUCUAUUUACUUUACUCACGAUGAUAUGGAAUAUUGGCCUGAAUCUUAUCAAACCAGUGAUGGCUAUACGUCAAACCGCGAAGAUUAUGACAUUGGAUUUUACUGCUUAGAAGAUCAUAGUAUCACACCCCUUUAUGACAUCGCAGAUGGUCUUUGCGAUCCAGGCUGUUGGGUCAUCCCGAAGCCUCCAUAUAUGUAAACUGAUCGAGAAAAAAGACAAUUUAUUUUUUUUUCUCUUAUGAACAUUAUUUCCAUUUUGCAAGUUUCGUUAAUCUAUUCAUUCUUGUUCUUA